GUUAAUGUCAAUGUUAUCAUGUCAUUGUUUGUUAUCCGGUGUCCGGCUAUCAAAAUCACAAAGAAUUGUUUGAUAAAAAAACCAAAGAUUUUGUUUAUAGGUUCUACUAUAUAUAAUAAUUUAUCUAAGAUUCGACUCAUUACUCGUUUUUCCAAUAAUAAUAUGGUUCGUGAAGGAGUACUGUCACCGGCGGAAUCCGGAGAGUUUAUUGCCAAAAAUGCACAACAUGUUAAGAUUCACGAAUCGGGCCUUGAGAAACUUUGUGAAGAGAUGUUACCAUCAAUAACAAACAAGUUGGAGAUCCCAGACACAGGUGCAGACAUCAUCCAUCCUGACAAGGAUCAUGAGAAGGCUGCAGACUGGGUGUUUGUGGCCGAUGCCCUCAAUUUCUGCUUCUGGUCAUACUCCGGUGCUCAGAAGUGGACUGUAGAUGGACAUUCUGGGUACUAUGCUCUUGAAGCUGCACUUGCUAGAGCUAUAAAGAAUGGAAUCGACAUAACAAACCCCAAAUAUUACUCGAAGAUAACUGAAGAUGAACUGCGGUCUGUCAUGAAAGGUGACAAUGAAGCCACCAUACCAUUGUUUGAACAAAGAGUAUCAGUACUUCACGAAGUAGGGUCUAUCCUACUAGAGAAGUACAACGGUACCUUUGAGACAUGCCUGAAGGAAGCAAACAAAUCUGCUGGCAAGCUACUAGAGAUUAUUGUGAAUAAUUUCCCAUGUUUCCGAGAUGAAGCUACGUUCAAAGGACAGAAAGUGGCUUUAUACAAACGGGCUCAGAUCUUAGUAGCAGAUUUGUGGAACUUCUUCGGAGGUACAGGGUGGGGAGAGUUCAAAGACAUUGACAAGAUGACAAUGUUUGCGGAUUACAGAGUGCCGCAGGUGCUCGUGUAUUUUGGUGCACUCAGUUACAGUGAUGAACUGAUGGAGAAGUUGAAAAAAGAUAUUCUUCUUCCAAGCGGUUCAGAAGAAGAAGUAGAAAUCCGAGGUUGCUCCAUCCAUGCUGUGGAGCUUCUCAAGAAGAGAAUAGAAGAGAGGCUAGAAGGUCGCAGUGUUGAGGUGCCUAACUCCAGUCUGAUAGAUUAUUAUUUAUGGUGCUAUAGGAGGAAGUAUGCUGAUGCCAUGGAAACCAUACCCUUCCACAAGACCCUGGGCAUCUACUACUGA
Messenger RNA from Spodoptera littoralis (African cotton leafworm), 1167 nucleotides. The record is from the annotation of a GenBank genome assembly. Lineage: Eukaryota; Metazoa; Arthropoda; Insecta; Lepidoptera; Noctuidae.